Molecule: messenger RNA, 1004 nt
Organism: Dioscorea cayenensis subsp. rotundata (Guinea yam)
Lineage: Eukaryota; Viridiplantae; Streptophyta; Magnoliopsida; Dioscoreales; Dioscoreaceae
Cellular component (GO): chloroplast
Source: RefSeq, a predicted model, not a curated record
CCACAGCCGCGAUCUCUCCCUCCUUCCCGAGCUUUCCCUUCUCUCAGGCUUCCGUGGAAGCGACCAUGGUGAUGACGAGCGUGCCAUGGCGCCCUGUCUUUGUUUCCGUGAAGCCACGAGCUCUGCGGCGGCACGCCGUGCGAGCGUUCGGGCGGGGCGACUUCGAAGGCUUCGCGCGGCGGGUGGCCUCCGGCGAGGCCCUGAAGGACGCCUGGAAAGGAGCCAACGAAGGGUUUGAAACCUUAGCAUUCGAGUCCCGGAGAAUCGCUGAGCGUCUCGACCGCAGGUUUGCUAUUUCCCGCCGCCUCGACACUGCUGCACAGGCCGCUGCCGCCCGUGCCCGCGAGCUGGACCAGGAGCUAGGGAUUGCGCGUCGAUGGCGCUCCUUUUCUGUGGAUUUCUCGCGCAACUGGCCCAGGUACAGGAAAGAGCUGAGUAAUUUUCUUGAGACUCCUCUGGGCAGGGGUUUUGCUACAAUCUUCUUCCUCUGGUUGCUUUUAUCCGGGUGGUUGUUUAGGUUCUUUAUUUUUGCAACAUGGAUACUGCCAUUUGCUGCUCCUUUACUUAUUGGAACAUUUGCCAACAGCUUUGCUAUUGAGGGUUCUUGCCCAGCAUGUAAGAGGCGGUUUGUGGGCUAUCGUAACCAGAUCAUCCGCUGCGCAGGCUGCAGAAACAUUGUAUGGCAACCAGGAAAUGAUUUUUCAAGUAGAGGAGGUGGAAGUCGGCCAAAUCCUUCUGACCCUGAUAUCAUUGAUAUUGAGAUUGAGGAGAAGUAAGAUCUGGUCUACAAUACACUGCACCACACUAUCUGUUAGCACCUAAGAGAAAAUACAAGGGAGCAAAACUUGUUCACAUGUAAAUCUUUGGAGUUUGUUUGUUUGUUUGUUUUUUUCUCUUUUAAAUUCUGUAUAACUAGUCCCAUCAUAGGAUGAUAAAGAGUGAUGUUUAUUUUUGUUUUUUUUCCUCUGAUGAAGUGAGAAUAAAUUUUGCCAGGUUAUUUACAA